This is a messenger RNA of Spinacia oleracea (spinach), 1812 nucleotides long. NCBI's taxonomy places the organism in Eukaryota, Viridiplantae, Streptophyta, Magnoliopsida, Caryophyllales, Amaranthaceae. The record is from RefSeq and is a predicted model, not a curated record.
ACCCAUAAUUGGCUCAGAUUGUGAAGCUGAGGCACCAUAUAUCAUCUUAUCUCUUCAUUUUUUCUUGAUAUACCAUCCCAAGUUCCCUACCACUCAUUUCUUCAGUGCAUUUGGAGCCAUAAUAUUCAACUUUUUUAGUACACACAUGACUAUGCUUUAUAUAUUAGCCCGAAAGUAUAAGGUAACCUCUUCUCUAGUUGCAGGAUACAGUUGAAAAGAACCAACAAUGGCUUCUCAUGCAGCUCUAGCUCCUUCUAGAAUCCCUGCAAGUACAAGGCUCGCGUCUAAGGCUUCUCAGCAGUACUCCUUUCCUACUCAAUGCUCCUUUAAGAGACUCGACGUAGCUGACUUUUCUGGAUUACGAUCCAGCAACAGCGUGACAUUCACAAGGGAGGCUUCAUUUCAUGAUGUCAUAGCUGCACAGCUAACCACCAAGCCUACAGGAGCAGCACCUGUUAGGGGUGAAACAGUGGCCAAACUUAAGGUGGCAAUCAAUGGAUUUGGACGCAUUGGUAGGAAUUUCCUUAGAUGCUGGCACGGCCGCAAAGACUCACCCCUUGAUGUUGUUGUUGUCAACGACAGUGGAGGUGUCAAGAGUGCAACACACUUGCUCAAGUAUGACUCCAUACUAGGAACCUUCAAAGCCGAUGUGAAAAUUAUUGACAACGAGACCUUUUCCAUCGAUGGCAAGCCUAUCAAGGUUGUCUCUAACAGGGACCCUCUUAAACUUCCUUGGGCUGAACUAGGCAUUGAUAUUGUUAUUGAGGGAACAGGAGUCUUUGUUGAUGGCCCUGGAGCUGGAAAACACAUUCAAGCUGGUGCCAAGAAAGUAAUCAUCACUGCUCCGGCAAAGGGUUCUGAUAUCCCGACCUAUGUUGUUGGGGUAAACGAGAAAGACUAUGGUCACGAUGUUGCAAACAUCAUAAGCAAUGCUUCUUGCACCACCAACUGUCUGGCUCCAUUUGUGAAGGUCUUGGAUGAAGAAUUAGGAAUUGUGAAGGGGACAAUGACCACCACUCACUCCUACACUGGUGACCAGAGGCUGUUGGAUGCUUCUCACAGGGACUUGAGAAGAGCCAGGGCUGCGGCAUUGAACAUAGUCCCAACCAGUACUGGUGCAGCCAAGGCUGUAUCUCUAGUCUUACCCCAACUUAAGGGAAAGCUCAAUGGAAUUGCCCUUCGUGUCCCAACACCUAACGUGUCUGUUGUUGAUCUUGUUGUCAACAUUGAGAAGGUAGGUGUCACAGCUGAGGACGUAAACAAUGCCUUCAGGAAAGCAGCAGCAGGUCCAUUGAAGGGUGUGUUGGAUGUGUGCGACAUCCCCCUCGUGUCAGUUGAUUUCAGGUGUUCUGAUUUCUCAUCUACAAUCGAUUCAUCACUCACUAUGGUAAUGGGUGGUGAUAUGGUUAAGGUCGUUGCUUGGUACGACAAUGAGUGGGGUUACAGCCAACGGGUGGUGGACUUGGCAGACUUGGUAGCAAACAAGUGGCCGGGAUUGGAGGGAUCAGUUGCAAGCGGAGAUCCAUUGGAAGAUUUCUGCAAGGACAACCCUGCUGAUGAGGAGUGCAAACUUUACGAGUAAAAAAAGAUGUGAUCAACUUUACACUUCUUUUUGGUUAUUCUGUAUUUGGCCUAUUACAAGGCUGUACAUUUGAUUUUAUAGCAUCAGCUUCUCAUUUUGUAAAUUGUUGGCAAUUGAACAAACUAUGAGGCUAAUAAAUCUCAGCCACACUACCAGCACUCGGCUUUAUUUAGCUUCGAAUUUGUGUAUACUUUCAUGAAUUCUGAAUGAUAACUUUUGUUGUUGAGUUC